CCUGUCCGUACACUCACCACACAAACCCUCCUGUCGUGGGUGGCACCGACGUCCUGCGCGCCUCGUAAUUGCGCACCGCGGAUCUCACUUCCAGCGGCACCGGCGGCCGCGGAUCACGCAGCCGUGAAGGCGGAGAGAGAGGCUCCGCACGUCCCGUGAUUUACGGCCGAGAAAGAGGAGAGGUGCGUCCCCGGAGGUCCAGCGAAGGGUGGCGCCCUGCGCAUCUCAUCCAACGCCUGGACUCACCGUGUCGCCUCCCAGGGGCCCGGGGGGGACCCACAGUCACAGCCCGCUCCUGCAGCUCCUGCAGCUCCUCUGCCCCGGUCUCCACUGGCUCAUUUCUCCGCGGUGACCGGCAACAUGUGCGCCUGGGUGGUGUGAAGUGGACAUUUCCCUCGGAUACGCCAAGUACCCGACGUUACGACGCACCUUGUGUAAUAGAGAGCCAUGAGCACUGUGGAGGAGGAGCCGGAUCACAUGAUACCAUGAAGACGAGCCUGCAGGUUCUGCGCUGCCAGCUGCUGAGUGUUCUAGCAUUCCUAGCACUGCCAGUAGGACUGGUUUCAUCAGCACAGGAGCUGCACCUCAGCCAGACGUCCCAGGACUCUGUCUCCAUGGCAGCUGCCCACAGCGCCACCUCGUCUCUCCCCGAUCCUCCCCACCUGGACUGGCGUCAGGAAGGCUCCAGUAGCGGGGAAUGGUCGUCCAAAGGAGGUACUCAAGCAACAGGUGUCAUUCUCCCUCCUCUUCUCCACCCGUCAACCUGGCCGCACACCACCCAAAUCUCCAACCUGCAUGAAGACCCUCCUGUUCAUGACACAAAUACUGUCCUGCCAAACACGUUGAGCACUGGAAGCUGGGUUAAUCAGCCCCAGGAGUCCAGCUCUGAUGGAAGCCAAGGCCAUAUGAAUAAGUUGGUCAGGGUUUCUCAAGUCCACAACCCAGUUAGAGUGAACGCAAACCAGGCCAGCAGCACAGCGCUCCCAAAUAUAGACAUGGACUCUACAACCAGAAGUGCUCCGAACCCCCUGGGUCUCAUGUCCAACUCUGGAUCAGACAGAGGAGACACACUUGCUCGAGAGCCUCACAAGUCGAGCUUGGAACAACCCACUGAGCAUGCUCGGGGUGUCCCGGAGGUGGCUGCACACCACGCCAUCACCCUGAGGGAGGUGCAUGCAGCGAACGAGCCCCCCACCGACGGGCUGGUGGUAGACUCACAGGCAAGGUCUGCUUCCCUGCUGGAGAGCCCACCAGAGAAUCAAACCUCUACUGCGUCCACCCCAGCCCUGUCCACUGAGCUGGGCCUUAAAACACCGGAUCCCACAGUCAACCACACUGCACCCAUCGAGACCACCGCUGUGGGUCAUGGUCGGGUUUCCCAUGGUAACGGCACAGACAGUCCUCCUCUGAGACAGUGGCCUGGGAAUGUAACGACGUACGGAGGGCUGCUCCCCAACGGCAGCUCGGCCGAGGAGUCGCCUGCUAAGGGGAACAGCUCUGAGAACGCCUCCACCGCCAGCAGGAACUUCCUCAACAGGCAGGUUCCCGCCACCACCCAGGACCCCUGGACACCCGGCAACAGCUCCGACCCCACCGUGGACUCCCCACCGUCCCGCAUGACCAUCUGCCUGAGCAGGAUGGACAUCGUGUGGAUCGUGCUGGCCAUCAGUGUGCCCGUGUCCUCAUGUUCUGUGCUGUUGACCGUGUGCUGCAUGAGGAGGAAGAGGAAGUCGUCCAGUCAGGAGAACAACCUCAGCUACUGGAACAACGCCAUCACCAUGGACUACUUCAGCAGGCACGCUGUGGAGCUGCCCAGAGAGAUCCACACUCUGGAGAGUGAGGACCAUGACACCUGUCUACCCCCUAAUGGAGACUACAGCGGCAGCAGCGUGGUCCUGGUUAACCCUUUCUGCCAGGAGACCCUCUUCAUCAACAGAGACAAAGCUUCUGCCAUCUAGAGACAGAAAAUGAGAAGACGUUGACUGAGUCUCCUCCUCUACUCCCCCUGCUGUCGUUGUCUAUUUUAUAUAUGUGGUAAAUAUUCAGAGACUUUUGACUUUAUACUGUAUAUUAUAAAAACAAAGAGCAACCUGGAAGGAUGUAAACAGACACUAUUUACUAUGAGGAUGCACCUGCAUAUUUUUCUGAUGUACAUUUUCUACAAAAAGGCUUAAUUGUGAUUUAAAAAAAAGGUUUUUAUUGUCUUUAUAAAAUACAGAGUAUAUGUGGUUUUGUUUCAUGACAGUGGCUUGAUGGCGAGUGCACUGUGAAUAUUGCCACAUAAACCUGCUUGAGAGAGAGAGAGAGAGAGACGUGCUAUGAAAACAUUAAAGCUGUAAUUUUACUUUUUCCUUUCAAAUCAAUCCCAAAAUACUUAUAGCCUGUUGAACUUGAAUAUAGCACCUACAAUAUUAACUCGGGGGAGGGGGCAGAGAUUUGUCGCAAAAUGCUGUGAGUGAAAUCAGGGUCUGUAUUUAUCAAACUAUUAAACUAAGAAAGUCAAGUUGAAGAAUUGAAAGAAAGAGUGAUAUCUGAUUCUCAAGUGAUCACGUGAUGAAUCUGCUCAUCGGCAAUCAGGAACAGGAUUGUGUCCCAUUGAUCAUUUUUCAGGAAAACUUAUUUUUCAUAUUAAUCUGAAUAUGUCAUUUUUAGUUCAUUUUCAUUGUGUGAACUCCGUUUCCCUCAGUUAAAUGACACAAAGACCUUAUACUUCUAUAAUAAACAACACAUUUGUGAAUAAUAACAAUACAUUUGAUAUGUAGCAUGAAAGAAUUGAGCUAAACAUAAAUCUGACAUUAAAAACAGUAACAAAUAGAGGAUUUUUACAUUUUGAAUAAGGAAUAAAUCAGAGGAAAUAGGAUGUAAACAAAAUGAUUACUGUAAAUUACUGUACAUUAGAGGCUACACAGUGUAAUAAGAAUAAUUUAGUACCAUUCAGACAAUGAAGAUGCAUGGGAAGUGAUUGGAAUCAAAAUCAGAGCCAGAUUUGUUGUUUUACAGCCUGACAAAGGUAAAAAUACAAAACAAAAAGAAAACAGUGUAAGAUCUUGUUCAAUCUAAAUAGCAGCCUAAACAAACCUGAUUAUGGAUAAUACAGCUAAUCAUGUUAUUCAUAUAAUGACAAUAAUAUUCUGCAAAAUCACUUUAGGGCAUGUGCUCACUUCUUUCUCUGUUAAACUCGUAAAAAAGUAGACGAGCACAUUUUAUUCUUAAGUUUCAAAGCAGUUGUAUAAAUAUAAAGUACAGUUUGAUAAAUAUCAGCCCAGGUUUAACGGUAUAUUUGGAUGAUUUACGGUCUUUACAUCUGGCUGUUCUGAACGAUGGUGAGUCGGUCGGUCGAGUGGAACUGACUUAAAGUGGCUUUCCCCCUUGUGUGUCACCAGCUUCUCUUAAGAGGGACCACAUAGAUGUCUUAACUCUUUACGUUGGCCCUUUAUAUAUCAGUGUGUGUGUGUGAAUGCCUUGUUCGUGCAUGUAAGCAAACUGUGAGCGUGGAGUAGAAUGUGCGAGAGUGGACGGAUCAGUUGAAGCGAGCUGCCCCCACUUAACCAAAUAUCACUGUUACUUUAAGUCAAACAAGACUUUGUAUCACAUCUGUUUCUCUGUGUGUGUGUGUGUGUGUGUCUUUCUGUCUGUUCAUCCUCUUCGCUGUUUUGUGGAGUCGCUACUGGUUAUAGCCCAACGUGAGAAAUCAUUUCUCAGCGCUGUAUGGAAACAAUUAGACCAUCCCUUGCUACUGUAAGUGUUUCCCCAGAUACUGUGUUAGUCCAUUAAUGUAAAUCGUGUUUGUUGAAAUGUCGAAUGAUUGUGAAUGAUUCCUCUGGACAACACGACGUGUGUUAGAGUCUGUCAAAGAUCCUGACCAUUGAAAACACUGAGACAAAAAAUGUACAGUAUGCUGAGUAUUUACUGUGAGCACAUACAGAGGCGUUUGAAUCGUUCUUUUGUUGAAUUAUUGACCCUGUGGCCCUUCUAUCAUCUCUUUUACUUUGCAUUGCUGCAGUUUUAUUCAAUAAUCGACGCUGCCUGCCUCUAUUGUCGCUAAAGAUUUUCUGCAUUGUGCGAUGUUGUUCAGAAGUCACCGAUUCAAGCGGUGAUGGUGAAUGACACAGUUAAACAUAUUGAUAUUUCCUGCAUCGGAUGCUCACAGGUGGGCUUGUUGUUUUGCACGCUCAAAAAGUGGAUAUUUUACAAAACGUUCGGUGAAGCAGUGUUCAACAUUAUGUAUUUUUUGUACUGUAGUAUACACUGUACUUUUUACUGCUGAGCAAUAAAACAAACAAAAAAACUCUGA
Paralichthys olivaceus (Japanese flounder) is the source of this 4294-nucleotide messenger RNA. RefSeq names its product transmembrane protein 108 (gene tmem108). Gene Ontology annotation, cellular component: axon; endosome membrane; postsynaptic density. The record is from RefSeq and is a predicted model, not a curated record. NCBI's taxonomy places the organism in Eukaryota, Metazoa, Chordata, Actinopteri, Pleuronectiformes, Paralichthyidae. Gene Ontology annotation, biological process: retrograde axonal transport; dendrite extension; postsynaptic density organization.